GCGCCCAAAGUAUCCAAAGCAUACAAUCUGACUCGUCCUUCACCACACCGCGUCCAACGCCACCUCCACCACCACAGCGACUCGAUCGCGGCGUCCGCGUCAACAGUAUCGUCAGUGAAAUUGCUUCACCUUCUGUAGCAGACACCACAAACGAGAUAGACGAGAAGAAAUCUGGGGUCAGGCUAUUACCAGCGCAUUAUCUCCUCCCACCAACACACCCCAGCCCGUACGAGGGAAGCUUGGAAAGGAGCUUAGAUGCUAUCCAAGACUGGGGACGUCUCCACAUGUCCGCCAACGGGGUUACGCAAGGCAAGUCAACGUCCCUCACCUACUACGAACUAUAUGCGAAGUGAGUACUAACCCUGGUCAUUUGAACUCUUCAGGCAUGCAAAACCUCAUCGACACGCUCCUCAAGCCAGUGGAUACGAAAACAAAUUGGUGUGUAGUAGUCUAUAGUAUCUGCGCUGGCCCACCCGAAUAUAGGCGUGACCUGAUCGAGGAGCUGCUCUUCCUACUCACGCGCACCCUUCUACCAGAGCAGAUCGUUGAGAAUAGAGGGCUGAUGGCGCGCCUUUACAAUGCGAAGAAACAGCUCGCCAUGCGCCUGGCACUGCGGUACGAUAUGUUGAGGGAAUGGAAGAUGGAAGCUGGGACGUAUCAUCGUGACCAAGCGGUCACUGUAGCAUCGGAACCACCGCCAGAGCGAGUUGAAUCGCCAGCGCUCGCGGCCGUGAGCGAGUAUGUGAAGAGAAGAUUCCCAUUCCGACGUCCCCUCCUGCCGAACAUCAUACCCACCUUGAUCGCGGCUCCAUCGGGCGGCUUCACGACACAUGGCGUACGCGAGCGAAUGAAACACCACGUCACAGACUUAGACGCCUACCUUCUAUUGGAGGACGAAGAGGUGGCCGGGUGGACGGGCUUUAGGUUACAGAAUACAGUAAUUCAAGUCCUUCUGCACUGGCAGUGGUUGAGGCAAAACAAUGCAGUGCUGGAUGAGACGGAGGUCCACGGAUGGGAAGAUUUGGAAGGGAAGGCGGAUGAGUCGGAGUGGAUUGCUGAGGAUGUGAAGAGAAAUAUUGUGGGUGGAGGAAAGAGGGAGAGGGCGGUGGUUCGAGAGGAGGAAUGAUGAGAUGAGGUUUGAAAAAUGUAGGUUGGUGCGUCUAGACCGGGAACGACUCCACAUCCGACGAAAAAAAAAACGAGGAAUUCACCCACGAUGUCGUCCACCACAACCACGGCGACCAGACCUGGACGGACGCAAAAAGUUGGACUUGCAGGGAAUCGAACCCUGGACCACUCCCAUGCUAAGGGAGUAUUAUACCACUAAACCACAGGCCCGAUUUUCUCUUGUGAAGAGGCUGC
Messenger RNA from Alternaria alternata, 1362 nucleotides. RefSeq lists its product as hypothetical. The coding region runs from base 386 to 1126 and encodes 246 amino acids. The transcript has a single exon. The record is from RefSeq and is a predicted model, not a curated record. Lineage: Eukaryota; Fungi; Ascomycota; Dothideomycetes; Pleosporales; Pleosporaceae.